This is a messenger RNA of Neoarius graeffei (lesser salmon catfish), 2007 nucleotides long. Its product is annotated as tripartite motif-containing protein 16-like. Bases 50 to 1735 code for a protein of 561 amino acids. The record is from RefSeq and is a predicted model, not a curated record. Gene Ontology annotation, molecular function: protein binding; zinc ion binding. The transcript has 6 exons. Lineage: Eukaryota; Metazoa; Chordata; Actinopteri; Siluriformes; Ariidae.
CAAAACUCAGCAGAAAGUUCAGAGUCUUUCUCUCUCUCAGUACAGGAAAAUGGCAGAGGCUGGUAUUUCAGUAGAUCAUUUUUCUGUGGAUCAGUUCAGCUGUCCAGUGUGUCUGGAUCUCCUGAAGGAUCCUGUGACUAUUCACUGUGGACACAGUUUCUGUAAGGUGUGUAUUAAUGGCUGCUGGGAUCAGGAGGAUGUGAGGGGCGUCUACAGCUGCCCCCAGUGCAGAGUGACUUUCACCCCAAGGCCUGUUCUGUGCAGGAACAACAUGCUGGCUGAAGUGGUGGAGAAACUGAAGAAGACUGAAUUCCAAGCUGCUUCUCCUGCUCACUGUUACGCUGGACCUGGAGAUGUGGAGUGUGAUUCCUGCACUGGGAGAAAACGUAAAGCCACUAAUUCCUGUCUGGUGUGUCAGGCCUCCUAUUGUGAGGAUCAUCUUCAACCUCACUAUCAGUCUCCUGCUUUUAAGAAGCACAAGUUAGUUGAAGCCUGUGCAGAGCUCCAAGAGGAGAUCUGCUCUGAACACGACAAACUGAUCGAGAUCUUCUGUCGUACUGACCAAAGCUUCAUCUGUUAUUUGUGUACGAUGGAUGAACAUAAAGGUCAUGAUACAGUUUCAACUAAAGCAGAAAGAAAUGAAAAACAGAAUGAGCUAAAGGAGGAGCAGAUGAAAUCCCAGCAGAGGAUCCAGGAGAAGCAGAAGGAGGUGCAGGAGCUGAAACAGACUGUGGACACUAUUAAGAUGCAUUAUCAGUCAGCAGUAGAUGACAGUGAGAGGAUCUUUUCUGAGAUGAUCAGCUCCAUGGAGAAAAGGCGCUCGGAGAUGACGGAGCUGAUCAGAGCUCAGGAGAAAGCUGAACUGAGUCGAGCUGAGCAACUCCUGAAGCAGCUGGAGCAGGAGAUUGCUGAUCUUCAGAGGAGAGUCACUGAGCUGGAGCAGCUUUCACUCACACACGAUCACAUCCACUUCCUCCAGAGUUUCCCGUCUCUCUGUGUUUCUCCUGGAUGUGACGACUCACCCAGCUUCACUGUCAAUCAACAUCUCUCAUUUGAUGGAGUGAGGAAAUCUCUCUCAGAUCUGAAAAAGCGAGUUAAGAAAAUCUGUGAGAAAGAAUUCAACAAAAUCCAUCCACAAGCUGCAGCAGUUCACAUGAUUUUACCCUCAAAACCAAAGAGCAGAGAAGAUUUCCUGCAGUAUUUCUGUUAUCUGACUCUGGAUCCAAACACAGUAAAUCCUAAACUCAUUCUGUCUGAGAAGAACAGAGCGGUGACACACAGUGAGACAGAACAGAGAUACUCUGAUCAUCCAGAGAGAUUUGACUACUGGCCUCAGGUGUUGUGUAAGGAGAGUGUGUGUGGACGCUGUUACUGGGAGGUGGAGUGGAGGGGUGAUGUGAAAAUAUCAGUCUCAUAUAAAGAGAUCAGCAGGAAAGGAGCAGGCAUUGAGUGUGUGUUUGGAUACAACAGUCAGUCCUGGAGUCUGUGGUGUUUUUCUUCCUCUGUCCGUUUCCGACACAACAGCAUUGAGACUGAUCUCCGAGGUCCAUCAUCCUCCAGAAUAGGAGUGUAUGUGGAUCACAGUGCAGGAACUCUGUCCUUCUACAGCGUCUCUGACACGAUGAGGCUCCUCCACAGAGUCCACACCACAUUCACUCAGCCUCUAUACGCUGGGGUCAGGAUGUGGGAUUCUGUCUCAUCUGUGAGGUUUUGUGACCCGAUGAAAAAAUGGUAAAGGUUGAAAUGUUGAGUAAAAUUAUAACUGAGGUAUCCGAUUGAAUUUCUCCUUGAAAUACAAAGACACUUUUGUGUGCAGAAACUGUGGCACUAAUGAAUUAUUAUUUUCAAAGUGCUUCUGUUUUAUAGAUGAAUAAUAAAUAAGUUACAUAACUAAAUGUCUUACGGAAAUGUAGGAUGUUUGUAGAUAAAAAUUCAGACAAUUUUAAAUGUAUGCACGAUGAUGAGAUUUAUUACACUGAUAUGGAAAUUUAGAAUAUCUCGUUCUGU